CAGUCGCCGGGGUUGGACCAGACCGAGAGGCUCCAGGCGCUGGGUGGAAGCUUUCAGUCGACUCCUGCUUUCUAGCUAUGGCGCCUCCAUCAAUCUUUGCCGAGGUUCCUCAGGCCCAGCCGGUUCUUGUCUUUAAGCUAACUGCUGACUUCCGGGAGGAUCCAGACCCCCGCAAGGUCAAUCUGGGUGUGGGAGCUUAUCGCACCGACGAUAGCCAGCCCUGGGUUUUGCCAGUCGUGAGGAAGGUGGAGCAGAGGAUUGCUAACGACAGCAGCAUAAACCAUGAGUAUCUGCCCAUCCUGGGCCUGGCAGAGUUCCGAACCUGUGCUUCCCGCCUGGCCCUUGGGGAUGACAGCCCAGCUCUGCAAGAGAAGCGGGUAGGAGGUGUGCAGUGCUUGGGGGGAACAGGUGCACUUCGAAUCGGAGCUGAGUUCCUAGCGCGCUGGUACAAUGGAACAAACAACAAGGACACGCCCGUCUAUGUAUCCUCACCAACCUGGGAGAAUCAUAAUGGUGUCUUUAUUGCCGCUGGAUUUAAAGACAUUCGGUCCUAUCACUAUUGGGAUGCAGAGAAGAGAGGACUAGACCUCCAGGGUUUCCUGAAUGAUUUGGAGAAAGCACCCGAGUUCUCCAUCUUUGUCCUCCACGCCUGUGCGCACAACCCAACUGGGACUGACCCGACUCCGGAGCAGUGGAAGCAGAUCGCCUCCGUCAUGAAGCGCCGGUUUCUGUUCCCCUUCUUUGACUCGGCCUAUCAGGGCUUCGCAUCUGGCAACCUGGAGAAAGACGCCUGGGCCGUUCGCUAUUUUGUGUCUGAAGGGUUCGAGCUCUUCUGUGCCCAGUCCUUCUCCAAAAACUUCGGGCUCUACAAUGAGCGUGUGGGGAAUCUGACUGUGGUUGCCAAAGAACCAGAUAGCAUCCUGCGGGUCCUUUCCCAGAUGGAGAAGAUCGUGCGAAUCACAUGGUCCAAUCCCCCGGCUCAGGGAGCACGGAUCGUGGCACGUACCCUGUCUGAUCCUGAGCUCUUUAAUGAAUGGACAGGUAACGUGAAGACAAUGGCAGACCGCAUUCAGACCAUGAGGUCUGAGCUCAGGGCACGAUUAGAAGCCCUCAAGACCCCAGGAACCUGGAACCACAUCACAGAGCAGAUCGGAAUGUUCAGCUUCACCGGGUUGAACCCCAAGCAGGUUGAGUAUCUGAUCAAUGAAAAGCACAUCUAUCUGCUGCCAAGUGGUCGGAUCAACAUGUGUGGCUUAACCACCAAAAAUCUAGAGUACGUGGCCACCUCCAUCCAUGAAGCAGUCACCAAAAUCCAGUGAAGAAACAGCACUCAAACCAGCACCACCAAAGCGGUCCUCUGUUUCUUGUGUUCCCUGCCUGCACAGACCUGGUUGUAAACAUCACAACUAGCUUAGAGACUGCUGAGGGACAGAAAAGGCUACUCUGGUGAAGUGGCUUCUGUUUAAACUGGCCCCCCAGGAAAAGAGCAUCUCUUGAAAAGAAAUAGGGGCCUGGGAUUAGAGCCAUUUUGGAGGUCAGAGCAAAUUAAGGUUUUUAUUUAAAUAAUAAAAAGGUACUUUGAUAAUGAAACGUAAAUGUCUUGCCCCCUCGCUGGAAACAGGAGUAUUGCCCAUGUCACUCACGUGCUCCCGUGUGUUGGUUUACUUUGUAUCAAGUCGAGUCCCAAAGAUGAAGCUGUCUGAAGAGCCAAGUGUGAUUGUGGGUGUUGGCUGUGUCAUUAAAGCUCCUCAUCUCGACCCAGAGUGUCUGUCUCCCUGCUUUUUCUGCAUGGUUGUGCCCUUAGCCCUACGCUUGAGUUCUUUAGGGUGACCAAGGUUAAGAAAUAUAUUUAUAUCUCACCCACACAUUUAACUGAGAUGAAAGUUUCACAGAACAGGAUUUACCCUUACUGUGUGUAGUGGAUUCUGUUUUCUGUUCGAUCAUGUUCUAUUUCACUAAAGUAAUAAAAGUAAAAGUGCUGAUUGAA
This is a messenger RNA of Budorcas taxicolor (takin), 1987 nucleotides long. RefSeq names its product glutamic-oxaloacetic transaminase 1 (gene GOT1). The record is from RefSeq and is a predicted model, not a curated record. NCBI's taxonomy places the organism in Eukaryota, Metazoa, Chordata, Mammalia, Artiodactyla, Bovidae. The coding region runs from base 78 to 1319 and encodes 413 amino acids. The transcript has 9 exons. Gene Ontology annotation, cellular component: cytosol. Gene Ontology annotation, molecular function: L-aspartate:2-oxoglutarate transaminase activity; pyridoxal phosphate binding. Gene Ontology annotation, biological process: L-aspartate biosynthetic process.